UUGCGCUUUAUCUGAACCGCAGGCGGCAGCAACAGCGGCAGCGGCAAAAGUCCAAGGACAAGUCGGAGCUGGAGACCAGCGAGGAUGCCGCAGGGUGGUGCCUCGAAGCCAACGCUGAAGACAACGGCAGUCAUCUCUGCCAGAGCAGCAGGUACCUCGACUCGCUGAAGCUCCUGCUUUCAGCACAGACCAAUGGUGACCAGAUACCUGCGAAAGAUGGUCUGCACUGUCAGCGAGCAGCAUAUUUCGGUAGACGAGUGCAGGCGGCUAUUUGAUGGUAAUGACGGCGUAAUCGACUUGCUGCUGCGAUACUACGACAGACUCUGCAUAGCACUAUGCUCCGACGUGCCUGCCGGACAGUCUGCCGACAGUCGCCUGUCUGAGACUGCCCUGCGCACGCUGGAGCAGGUUCAUGAGGCGAUAAUUGACUGGACCAACGACUCGCUUAUGUCGGGGAUGUCACCCAUGGACUACGAGAAGGCUAUUAGGUACGGCCUGGUUGCGUUGCAGCUGUUGAGCGGUGUUCUCAUUCGGCAGCUGUUACCAAGCGAUAUGUACCAGUGCAUGCGUGCCGAAUGGAUCAGGACAACAGAUAGCGUCUUGCAGUCGGCCAUGCGCGAGCAGGUGUAUCAAAAUCUCGACCUCGAGUACCGAAUUGCCAAGGAGUGGGCCGACUACGAGCUUGCGGUGGUUUCUAACGAUGUUGAUCUUGCUGAGCAACACAUUGCCCGCUGCGAGGAGCUGUUUGACACGCUGCAGACACAGCAAGGCGAUGGCAGCUGGAUGGGUAGCACCAAGUGUGCGUUCUCUGGGGAGCCAGUGACGCUGAAGCUGGUCAAGAGUCGACGAGGACACAUUGCCUCGUUCCAGGCGCUGGUCAAGGCUGAGUCGGCGCUGGCAUCAGACAAGGAAGGCGCAGCACGUCGACUCGAGUCAAUCGUUAGGACGUUUACCGCUGGUGAAACUGCUGGUGGGUAUUUUUCGUUUGUGCAGAAGAUCGCGACAGUACGGCUCUUGGCGUCGAUAUACAACGAGCAGUCGCAGACAGGCAAUGAGGCCCGGCUCGUUGUCAUCGAGCUGUUUCUGUACAUGGAGCGAUUAGUAGCAGAAUGCGGUGACUCUGACAGCGAUACAGCGUCGGUGCCGCUACGUCCUAUUGUUGGCAGGUGCGUGGACUGCUUGCAGCGGCUGGGCGAAAUUGCUCAGGACGACUCCCAAGUUUGGGAAGAGUUGGCACGGAUGCUGGACACUGCGUUCUUUUCGACUAGCUGCAUGCAGAUGCUGGCACUGUCUCUGGAAGUUGCGGCCUAUUUCUCGGUUGACCAACCAGCUGAGAGCCCUCUGGCUGUCUCGCCAGAAGCGACACUGUCCGUCAUGGCUACUUGGCUUGUUGCCAAGCUUUCGGCUGACAUUCCGGCACUUCCAGUGGCAGAGGAGUUUGCCUGUGUGCCACCGAACUGUUCUGACGAGGCAGUAGAUGAAAAGGCAGCUGUUUCCGACACCGGUGCCGAGCCUACAGCUGAUCCGCCCCAGGCCCGAGGAUAGAGACCCAGACUCGCAGAAAACCACUGGCGACAGCACAGAGUCAUUGGACAAGUACACGCUGCUUCUGUCGGCAGUCCAUGAGCUGUUCGGUGAGCGUGGAAUGUGCACUGUGGCC
Molecule: messenger RNA, 1660 nt
Organism: Linderina pennispora
Lineage: Eukaryota; Fungi; Kickxellomycota; Kickxellomycetes; Kickxellales; Kickxellaceae
Exons: 1
Coding region: 193-1545 (450 amino acids)
Source: RefSeq, a predicted model, not a curated record